UUAAGCCCGAGCCGGCCUUUAAUUCCCUUUAAAACACAAGUUAAUAUGCCAUCAUCAGGAACACUCCGAAGUCAACUUGGCCCCGCACUAAGGGCCCUAAAGGUUCAUCUGGCUGCCGCCACCGCUUUGGUUAGAGCUGGUGCCGAACGAGAUCUCGAACAAUUACGAGGUGAGCAGCAUCACCUCAGUCGGACCCUGGAUCGGGUCGACAAUCUCAAUGAGAGGUGGGCUAACCUCAUUGAUCACCUGGAGGGCGAAUUGCUGGAGGCCGAGGAGCAAAUUUACUAUAAUUUCCCUCCCCCAGCACCAGAAGAAGCACAACACGUACACGUACAUUUCAUGGAAAUCGCGGAGCAAGCGCGAGGAGUUCUAAAUGAGAUCGACUACCUAAUCAGCGAACAAGAAGGCAAAGCCAGCAGCAGAGCUAGCCUAGAGUCGGAUCGGACUCUAGCCGAGCGAGGGCAGGACCAGCAUGAAUCCUUACUAGAGCACUCUUAUCGAGAAGAGUCAUUCAACCAGCAAGUAAACCAACAAGAAUUUCAGCAAGUCAAUCAACAGUUCAACCAACAACAAUAUCAACACGUCAACCAGCAAGUCAAUCAACAGGCAUAUCAACAGCCAAAACAGCAGUUUAAUCCAGACAUGGCCAAUCGAUGGCAGCCGGAAAUUCGGUUGCCAGAACUUCGGCUGGACCCUUUUAACGGGGACCCGAAGAAAUGGCCUACUUUCUGGCAGUUAUUUUCAUCAAACAUUGAUCAGCGUCCGAUGGAUGAUAUUCGGAAAAUGAGCUACCUUUUAACAUUUCUUCAGGGACCAGCUAAAGAGUUAGUCGCGGGGUUUGUUCUGUCGAAUGAGAACUACUCGCGGGCUCUUGACCUGCUUAAAUCACGUUAUGGAGAUAGUAGGGCUAUCACCGAAGCCCUUGAGGCCGAACUUAUGAACCUCCACCACGCAAAUGAGAGCAGUCAUUCCCUCCGCUCAUUUGUAGAUUCAGUUGAAAGGAUCUGCAGACAGCUUGAGGCCUACGGGCACGUGGACACGUCCCCCUUCGUCUCAACCGCCAUCAAGUCAAAGCUGCCCCAGGCGAUCAUCUCUAAGUUAAUUGAGAAAGAGAGGGGCUCGGGAGCGAGAUGGAAUUGUGCUCAGCUUAGAAAAGAAUUGCGCGAGAUCGUGGAGAUCCGCGAAGAAGUUCAGAGGUGUGCUACAGUAAACCGAGUAAAACAUGAGGUAGCACAGACCCACAUUCAUAGAAACAAGGGGCCCCCUGACAGAGGGCAGCCUGAAUUGACACGUGCCUUUGGGGCACCCUCACAUCAGCGACCAACAUUUAACCGCUUUAGGAAUAGAGCGCGUAAAUGUUCGUUGUGUGGCACUCUCGGGCAUUUUCCCUCACAAUGCCCUAAAUAUCCAACGCCUCAAGACCGCCUUCGUCGCUUAAAGGAACAAGGACGAUGCAUGCGUUGCUUAAACGAAGGUCAUUUUGUUAAAGAAUGCUCUUCCUUUAGAGUAUGUGCGCAAUGCCAGGAGGGUCACCACGUUUUGGUUUGUACGAAGGGACGUCCGACUUUUACACCCAAGGCACCGAAUCGUCCACCAAACAAGCAAAAACCAAACAAGCAGUUUUCUCAAAUGGCCGCGACCAGAGAUAAGGGUCCCGGCACAGGAGACGAGCAAAGCAAUUUCCGCCGUCGCCUACGGACAUUUACGCAAAAAGCCAACUGCUUAUCUUAUGACUAG
Messenger RNA from Meloidogyne enterolobii, 1737 nucleotides. The record is from the annotation of a GenBank genome assembly. Lineage: Eukaryota; Metazoa; Nematoda; Chromadorea; Rhabditida; Meloidogynidae.